CCCUCCCAGCCCCAUGGGCUCUCUCAGGACUCUGUCCCUUAUGAUGACCUCGCUAGCCUCAGCUCUCGUUUCCAGGCUCCAGCAUCCCCUGCCAGGAAGUGCCCGCUCCCCAGCAUGGCCAGCUGUCCCCUCUGGCCUGCCCACAGCCCUUCCUCACCCUCUGUCCUGGUCGAAUCACCUCCCAUCUUGCAGACUGCCAAGUUUUCCUAGAAUUUUACAAUUAGAAAUUCACUGAUGAUGUUGGUGACAGCGAGGUGUCGUGGUGGUGAGCUGGAAGAGUCAACCAGGGGUACAAGCCUUGAGGAGGACUAGUUGGAGAGAAAAGGGGAAAAGUAGGAAAAUAGCUAGAAAGGAAUGAGUUUCAGGGAGCUUGUGGUUUUGUUGCGAUUUAAAGGAGAGACAGAUUUUGUUUUCCUAUGGAGAAGAAGCUCAUAAAGAAGGAGAAACGAAAGAACUGAAGAGAAGGGCUAAUGAAGAAGAGAGAUCAGGUGGGCCUCAGGGUCCACAUGAGAAGGUAGUCUUGGCGGGAAGAGACAGCCCUUCAUCGGAGAGUCGUUCAACUAACCUGAGUGCCUGUGGCGAGGCUAUGUGGUCCCUGCGCUCAUGGAGCCAGUGGUCAGGGAAAGAGGCGAUGGAGGAAUGGGCACACCGUCUAGGCUGGUAAACUGAGAGAUGCCUCUCUGCCCCUCUGCUGCUGCAUUGUGACUGUGUCCUUCGUGAGUGCAUGUUUACGCCUGCCCCCAUCAAAUGGCCAGCACCUUCCUGGGGCAGGAGCGUUCUCUUCUCCCUCCACUCUCCCAGGGGGUGUGCCAGCACCCCCAGGUCCCAGCAUGAGGCAGCUCCUCUUUCAGCUGCCUUGCCUAACCUACUGAGAUUCUGCCGGGCCUCCCAUGCCCUGCCCUGGUCCCCUCACCUCAGAACCCCGGAAAGACUCCCCAUCAGCCCCAUCUGCUGUUGGGGAUGGGAAUCCACGGGUCCUGCUGUUGCCUCUGCUCCUUGCUGGCUCUGUUCCCUCAAGCCAGUCCUUUUCCUCCCUUGAGUCUUCGUUUCUCUGUCUGUAAAAUGGGAUUGAUGAUAACACCCGUCAGCUUGCUCUGCUCACGCAGUUGAGCAGGGCCUCCAAUGAGGCGUGUUGGAGGGCUUGGUAAAGGGCUGUCCUUGGUGAGGGCAGAAGGAGGCUUCUGAUUUCUCCUAGCCUGACCUGCAGCUGCUCCUCAGGGUGGGCUCAGUCACCAACACUCGGGAUCAGUUUGUAGGGAGGUGAUCCCCCCACCCUGAAACGCUGUCUCCAGUGCCAUUAACUCGCCCUCCCUGUGCUCUCCUGGCUAAAGGGUGUUGCUGCAGGAGUGCUCUGUGAGGAAAGGAGUUUUCACUGUGAAGGGUGUCUAACUGGAUGGGCCCCAGGUGGGCCUGCUAUCCCCAGUGGUGAGGCCACAGGCUGGUGCGUGCCAGCGCUGUCCACUGGGAGGGGAAGUGGCCAUCUCAGGGAGGCAGUGCAGCUGGCAGGGUCCAGGCCUGUGGCAGGGCCAGGGACAAAGCGGCUCUGAGCUGCCCGUCAAUGGGCGCCUGUGUUCUGGGAGUGGGGGCGGGGUGCUCCCGGCCCCCCCACUCCGCCCCCCGCAGGACGUCCUGGGCUGGACACUGGGCAGAGGAGGUCCCGCACGGGGGAAGGGCCGGCCCUGCCCCUCCGGGGUUGUCCCAUGUGCCUGGGCAUAAGGAGAUGGCACCAGGAUCAGGGUUUCUGGGGGCCGGGAUGCUGAUUGGGCACAGGCGGGAGGCGGGCACAGGCCAGGCCAGGCCUCCCAGGCGCAGUGCCCGGCGGCCCGCAGCUCCCGCCUCGGUAGCCGGGACGGGAGGAGCCCCGUAGAGCGGGGACCCGGGCGCAGGGCCGCGCCGGCUGCGGAGGGGCGCGCGGCUGGACGUCGCCGGCGUGUGGCCCGGGGCGGGGCGCUCGGCGCGUCGGGGGCAGGGUCCCCGCGGACCGGCCUCGGUCCCGCCCUCCGAGGCGGCGGCAGAGCAGCCGGAGCAGCAGCCGACCGAGCCCAUCCUGCGCCCCUGCUCCCGGCUGCGCCCUCCUAGUUAGCUGCGCCCCCGCUCCCGGCGGCCGGCCUCAUCCCCCGCCAUGCGGCCAGCCGGGCUGUGCGGGGCAGCGCCGCUCGCUGCCGUCGCCCUCCUGGCGCUGGGGGUUCCCCCAGCGCUGGCCGGUGAGGACUGCCUGUGGUACGUGGACCGCAACGGCUCCUGGCACCCCGGCUUCAACUGCGAGUUCUUCACCUUCUGCUGCGGGACCUGCCACCAGCGGUACUGCUGCCGAGACCUGAGCCUUCUCAUCACCGAGAGGCAGCAGAAGCACUGCCUGGCCUUCAGUCCCAAGACCAUAGCAGGCAUCGCCUCGGCUGUCAUCCUUUUUGUGGCUGUGGUUGCCACCACCAUCUGCUGCUUCCUCUGCUCCUGCUGCUACCUGUACCGCCGGCGCCAGCAGCUGCACAGCCCAUUUGAAGGCCAGGAGAUUCCCAUGACAGGCAUCCCAGUGCAGCCAGUGUACCCGUACCCCCAGGACCCCAAAGCUGGCCCUGCACCCCCAGAGCCUGGCUUCAUGUACCCACCUAGUGGUCCUGUUCCCCAGUACCCACCCUACCCGGCGGGGCCCCAGAUCUACAACCCCGCAGCUCCUCCCCCCUAUAUGCCACCGCAGCCCUCCUACCCAGGAGCCUGAGGACCCAGUCUGCUGCCCCUCAGUCACGCCCUCUCCUGCAUCUGCAUCUGGCCCUGGGGGUGGGCAGGGGUCUUCCAUGCACCAGGCCCCAGACCAAGCCCAGCCCUGGGCCCAACGGGGGACAGAGCCCCAGGAAGUGGAACAGGAGCUGAGCUGGACCUUGGCUGUGAAUGGGGGG
This is a messenger RNA of Diceros bicornis minor, 2894 nucleotides long. It is a transcript of the gene SHISA4, whose product is annotated as shisa family member 4. Lineage: Eukaryota; Metazoa; Chordata; Mammalia; Perissodactyla; Rhinocerotidae. The coding region runs from base 2123 to 2716 and encodes 197 amino acids. The record is from RefSeq and is a predicted model, not a curated record. The transcript has 5 exons.